AUGGAUCUGCAAACAUCAGGAUUGUUCUUUGUCAUCUUCUUCUCUUGCACGUUGGGAAUACAGUUGGAUGAACAUGGGUACAGAGGUGUUCUCAUUGCCAUCAACCCAGCUGUCCCUGAAAAACCAGAUGGUGAAAAACUCCUUUUGAAUAUUGAGGAUAUGAUAAAAGAUGCAUCUAUGGUUUUAAGCAAAACUGCUGGGGGCAGGUUUCAUUUCAAGGAAGUGACCAUAUUAGUUCCUUCAAACUGGGAAAACAAAGGCUACAAAAAUGCCAGAACUGAGAGGUAUGACAAGGCCCAUGUCAUUAUUGAUGAGCCAAACCCUGCAUAUGGAGAUGAGCCCUACACUCUCCAGUACGGCCAAUGUGGAGAUGAGGGCCAGUACAUCCAUCUCACCCCAGACUUCCUGCUAGACAAGCUUGUCGACGUGUAUGGAGGAAAAAGUAAAGUGUUUGUGCAUGAAUGGGCACAUCUGCGAUGGGGUUUGUAUGACGAGUAUAGUGAUGAGGAGCCAUUCUAUCUGUCUGGAAAGGGUAACGUUGAGGCAACAAGGUGUAGCAUCGACAUUACUGGACAACAGUGUGACACAUCUAAAGGUGUGUGUAAAACACCUUGUGACAAAGACCCACAAACUGGAUUGCCCACCGGUGACUGCAUAUUUAUACCCGAUGCACAUAUAUCUACACAAGAGUCAAUAAUGGCUUAUCCCAGCUUGCAUUCUGUGGUAGAUUUUUGCUCAACGGAGACUCACAAUGCUGAAGCCCCAAACAGACAGAAUCAGAUGUGUGGUAACAGAGCAGCUCUGGACGUGAUCCUCAACAGCUCUGUGGAUCGUGGAACUCCAGAACCAUCUUCCCCCUUCCCCAAUGUGUUCCCAACUGUGUGGAUCGUACAGAGGAGGGCCAGGGUUGUGUGCCUCGUCCUGGAUGUAUCAGGAAGCAUGUCUGGGAAAAGGAUAUCGCUUUUACGACAGGCUGCAACACUGUUUCUUAAAGAGAUCAUUGAGGAUAGAGCUCAAGUGGGAAUUGUGCAGUUUCAUAGUGCCGCUUUAGCUCUGAAAGGCCUGACUCUGAUUGAUGGGGGGAUUUUUCAUCAGACAUCAGACAGCAUUGACUCCAAUGCCUUAAUAGAUGCCUUUGCCUCUCUUACAACAUCUGAUGGAAAUUUAACACAGCAAGCAAUUCAGCUUGAAAGUAAUGGGACAACAACACUUGAUUGGUUUAAUGGAACAUUUUCAGUGGACUUUACAGUUGGAAAUGGUACAGUUAUAACCAUUAUCUAUCAAGCUUUCCUUCCCAGAAUAUCCAUCAAAAGUCCAAGUGGGGGCUUGUUCAGUGGUUCACACUUCACCCAUGACAGUUCCACAAGGACCUUAUCUUUGAAAAUACCAGGAACUGCAGAGCUUGGAGAAUGGCAUUACAGUCUACUUAAUGAUGGUAGCAGUGCACAGGCAAUGGCAAUCACUGUAACCAGCCGUGCUGCCAGUGCUGAUGUGCCCCCUAUCAUAGUGAAAGCCCACAUGGACCAGAAGUCAUCUGAUGGUAGCAAAGCCAUGGUGGUCUAUGCAUCUGUCACUCAGAAGGGAUUACCAGUUAUAAAGGCAGAUGUCAUAGCCACAUUAGAGUCUAACACAGAGAAGAUACCGCUACAGUUGGAAGAUAAAGGCACAGGUGCUGAUGCCUUCAGGCAUGAUGGCAUUUAUUCAGCAUAUUUCACUGAGAUGAAGACAGGAAGGUACAGCCUGAAAGUGAGAGUAACCAACCAGGAAAAAGCCAGGAUCUCUACUCACAGAUACAAUGGAGCACCUUACAUCCCUGGAUAUGUGGUCAACGGCCAAGUGGUGAUGAAUCCCCCAAAGCCUCCUGUCAAUCAUGAACCAGUGGAGGUGGGGAGCUUCAGCAGGACAGCCACAGGAGAGAGUUUUGUGGUGGCGUUACCCUCAGGAUCUACAGGCCCUCCACCAUUUCCUCCCUGUAAGAUCACAGACCUGAAGGCCAAUCUGGAGGGAGACAACGUCACUCUUACCUGGACUGCUCCUGGGGCGAGCUAUGACCAGGGAACAGCCUCGCUCUACCAUAUCCACUGGAGUGAAGACCUGCAGUUGCUGAGAGGGGACUUUAAUGAAUCUCAAGUUGUCAACACAUCAGCACUGUCACCACAAGAAGCCGGCUCCAUGGAGGAAUACACAUUCAGCUCAUAUCAUUUCAAUAUCACCAAUGGCACUAUUGUCUUCUUUGCCAUUGCAGCUGAAAAUGCUAAAUUUGUGCCAUCCGAAAUGUCAAACAUUGCCCGUGUGGUCAAAUUUGAACCUCCAGUACCCCAACCAACUAAGAGCAUAGAUAUGAUAGCAAUUGCAGUAUGUGGCACAGUGGCUGUCAUUGUAGUAAUGAUUGCAGGAAUUGUGAUUGUUCAUGUUUAACAGCUUUAGCAAAGUUCACAAGGUCUGUCAUAAGUAAGUAGAUGCAAAAAAUAAAUUGUAGAGCAAUAAGGAAUGUCUUACUCUCUGAUUGAAAAGCUCUUUUUGUUUAUGCAUGAAAAAUGUGCUACAUGUAUAUAAUUUGAUGCAGUAACUGACUGUUCAAGAAUGACAGUGAAGAUGCACCAUAUCAUUGUGAUCACAAUCACAGUGAGUGGCACAUGGUGGCUGCCAUUGUAGUAAUAAUUGCAGUUAUACAGCAUAUUAAUAGCUUUCCAGCAAAAUGUAGCUUGACUUCAUCAGAGUAUGGCUACUCACAAUUGGGAAAUAUUUCCUACCCGUAACAGGUGUAGAUUUUGUGUUAACUUAAAAUCACUGGUCCAGCUUAACCAAUCACAUUGAUCAAGGAUUCCUGUGUCAUGUCUGACUUUGAGCAGUCAGGAAACAAUGUAUUUACCUUUGUUAUAUAAAUGUAUGUACACAUUCUUCCAGCUGCAAUUUUUUAUGUUUACAGGCAAUGUUACUAUAUCGUUCACCAUAGCUGAAACGUAAAGGCAUUAUCAGAAGCCAGACUAGUAUCUCGGUGAAAUUAAAAGAUCGGAGAUAGGUGCCAGCAGCAAAAAUGCACAUUAGUAAAAAACUUCAUGCAUAGCACACACAAAGAAAAACAUGUGAAACACAACACAAAUGUGUGAGAAUUGGACAUGUGAAAUAACAUUGUUCACUUCCCUUGAUUAUAAGGCAAUAAUUUGACUCAGGAGUAUCAAUUAUUUGGGUGGCUUUUCCCCUUAGAUAUCUCCACAUAAAUAUCAAUCUGAAUAUCUUUACUGUCAAAGUACAGUAUUUUCUGAUGUAAUAGUUUGUUGUUGAUGAUGUUGAGGUGAUUGAGCAUGUUGUCUGAUGUAUAUGCUGUGUCCAUAUAUUAAAAUGCUUUGAAUUUUUCA
Molecule: messenger RNA, 3359 nt
Organism: Sardina pilchardus (European sardine)
Lineage: Eukaryota; Metazoa; Chordata; Actinopteri; Clupeiformes; Clupeidae
Product: calcium-activated chloride channel regulator 1-like
Exons: 13
Coding region: 1-2418 (805 amino acids)
Cellular component (GO): plasma membrane
Source: RefSeq, a predicted model, not a curated record